UCCCUGAACCCUUGCUCUGGUGUGCAUUGAAGGUGGACGGGCUCACAAACGGAGUCCUGCUCCGGGCUAACGACAGGUGGGACGUGGAGCAGGGCCCUGGUCUGUGGGUGAGUGGUGCCACUGGGUGCUGGAGGAGGGAUGACUGAAGGGUCCUGGUGGUGCUGGGGAUGGGAUGGCCACCUAACAUGUCCUGGCCUGGUGGCCCCGAGCAGGGACUCAGCUGCAGAAGCCUAAGCCUGCUCCAUUCCAACACAAGAGCAGCACCUGGAUGCUUCCCGCUGUGGUCAGGCAGAGCCCAGAAAUGUGCCCCUGGGGAAGGCGUAGCCAGCACUUGCAUAGAGACAGGUCCCAGCAGCGAGCUUGGCUGUCAGCUCUCAUCAUCUGUGCUUUAAGGUGUGGGGUGUCUUGGCACUCGUGAGAUGACCCUUGGCUGGCAGCAGCCAGCAGAGGAGUGGGGCUCCACGUGCUGCAGCCCCUGGGCUUCUGAAGGUGCUGCCUUUGGCUGGAGGUGGAUACCCUGUGCCUCCUACCAUGACAUAGGUUUGCUCCACUGCUGUUGGUGCUGGCUGUGUGGGAGCUGAUGGCUUCAGCAAAGCCCAUCCCACAUGUCAUCCCUGCUCUUGCUGGGGCUCAAGGAGUGUCAGCUCUUGGUGACUCCUGGUGCCCCAUCACCUCCUGGCCAUGUCUCAGAAGAACGCACACUCCUGCAGCAGGUUUCGUGAAGCAUGGCUGGGCCAAUGCAUCGCUGCUCCAGUGCAACUUCGGCCGCAGGGAGCCAGGAGCAAAAACCGCAGUCAGUGCCCAGUCAGGGCACGUCUCUGGCAGGGCCAGCACUGCGGGGGGCAGCUCCUGGGUGCUGCGCAGUGCCUGGAGGCCAGAGUGAGCAUGAGCCCCUCCUGCUGCUGCAGGACAAAAGGCUUCAUCAGAACUGCUCCAUCCAAGGACAAAACACUGCCACCACAGCCCAGGAGUCCUUGCUCCAUCCCGUAGGAGAGUGCUCCAUGUGCAGAUGUGGAUACGCACACAGACGCACCUCCAUAUGCUUGUCCUCAGGCAUACAGGGCAAAUGUUCCUCUGUGGCCAAGGCUGGCUAUUCUGCAGUGCUUUCUCCUCUGGAUGUUCUGCAGCAUGCAGGUAGCCAAGCUCAGGAGAAAAACUGAGCUUGCUGGUCUGCUGUGUGUGGUUGGAUCUCACCUCCUCAGUGCACUAUGGCAUGGCGGCGCUCCUACAGUUCAGGUCAGGGUGUCUGUUCAGGGUUUUUCUGAUUUCUAACCUGUUUGUACCACAAGAGGUGCAGGUGAAUGUGGGACUUGCACAGGGUCUGCAGGACUUUGACAUGGGCAGCCAGAUCAACCCCACCAGGGACAUGUACAUGGUGGCUGCCAAACCGCUGAGGGAGCCGUGUGCAGGUGGGGAGGAUCCCCUGCACGCUCCCCUGCCCCAUGGCAAAUGCUGCUGGCAGGGCCAUGGAGCGGGUGCUCCCUUGAGCUCUUCGCCCCUGUCUGGCACUGCUGCGCCUGUGUUGGAUAAGCUGUGCUCAGCUGCGAUGGCCAUCAAGGUCCUGGGAGCACCCCAGCUGUGGCCGUGUUUCAGGGCACACCUUGGCAGCACAGCCCCAGUACGGGACAGGACUGAACUAGUGUGGCCCUUGGGGUGGCAUUUGGGCAGCCAGGGUCUCAAGACUGUGUGUGCAUGUGUGAGUAAGGCAUGAGGUGCAGCGUGUAAAAACAAACCUAGAGAGAAAGUCUCAACAGAGAUUAGAUUAAAAGAAAAUGUAAUUAAAUACAGGGAGCAUCCUGUCUGUUACUCAACUCUCCUUGCAUAACUCUCAGGACUGGCUGCCUUCACAGAUGGCUGCUCUGCUGUCAAAGUAAUUUGCUGGGCACCUGUUGAAAAGCUGCCAGGUCAGCACAAAACUAAGUGCACCGGCAUCUUUCCUUGUAGUGAGAUUUGAAAGUCUAGAGGAAAAAUUGAUGAAAGGUCUUGCAGCUCCCCAGAUGAGCCUGCGAUGCCUCCCACCACUUAAUCCUCCCCAUGUACUCCUGUGAGUGAUUGUGAUGGGGACAAGAACGUUGCAGUGGCCCGGAGGGUCUCCAGGGCUCAGGUGGUCCCUUGUAGAGAAGGUUGCACAUCACCCCUGGGAGCACGGCGAUGGCUGCUGCUGGGCCAGAGGCAGCAGGACAGGAGCCACUGCUGUCCCUAGCCCCUCUCUAAGGCUGUGGCACUUCUCCCCUUCCCCUGCCAUUCGCGCCCAGGUCUGAAGCUCUUGUGGGCAGCCAAACGGCAGAGAGCUGCUGCAGAGCAAUACCCAGACAUGUGGUGUGCCUUUGUUUGCCUGGGUGAGCAGCCAAGUUGCAGCCCAUCUCCAGCUUCGUACCAGCUGCAGAUCCAAGGCAGCUGACUGGCCUGCCAAAAAAACAAAACACGUCGGGGACCAGGGAGUGGCUUGUGCUAGUACUGAAUAAUGAUGAUCCCAGCAUGCUUAUAAAACGACGAGGCGGAGAGCUCCCCACAGAGUUGUUCCUUGCAGCCCUGGUCUUCCGCAGAGCAUCACUCCGCCUCAUCAGCCAAGGUCCAUUUCCCGCCUGCAUCCCGGUGCAGCCAUGCUGAGCACAGCAGUGGGGCUCUCGGUCCUGCUCGGCCUCCUCGGCUUUGGGAAAAGCCAGACAUUUCACAUGGGACCAUGCCCAGAUCCACCAGUCCAAGAAGACUUUGAUAUCAACAAGUAUUUGGGGAAAUGGUACGAAAUAGAGAAGCUGCCCUCAGGUUUUGAGAAAGGAAGCUGCAUCCAGGCAAAUUACUCACUGAAGGAGAAUGGGAAGUUCAAGGUGAUCAACAAGGAGAUGCUUUCCAAUGGCAAAGUCAAUGAAGUUGAAGGAGAAGUCAUGCACAUGGAAGUAAAGGAGCCAGCCAAGCUUGGAGUCCGUUUUAACUGGUUCAUGCCUUCUGCCCCUUACUGGGUCAUCUCCACCGACUAUGAAAACUACUCACUGGUUUACUCCUGCACCAACAUCCUGUGGCUCUUCCACAUUGACUACGCCUGGAUUUUAUCAAGAGCUCCUGAGAUGCACCCAGAAACCGUGGAGCACCUGAAGAGCGUUCUCCAGUCCUACAAGAUUGACACUGAGAAAAUGAUGCCCACGGAUCAACUUAACUGCCCUCCCGAGAUGUAACUCCUGACACGCAGUGACACAGCGCUGGACCAGCAAUGAACUUCAUUGCUUCCUUUGUUAUCCAUUAGAAUUUCUCUAUGUAACAGAGAAAUGUAAUAAUCCUUUCGCUAAUGGUAGUUUGCCAGCCCUGAGUUACUCCUUGCUGCCGUUCCCUCUAUCGCUCUCCCUGCUUUUUCAUCUCGCUCUGACUUUUGCACAGUAACUGACUGAUUCAAAGAAAAUGGGUGAAGAAAAGAAACCCUGAAGCACAGGCAUGAAGCUCUGCUGUUGCUGUGAGUCCUCCAGCAUGUGGAUGGGAAAGGGUAUGAGAAGUGAUGUGCAAAUAUUAGUCCAAGGGGAAAACCUUUCAUCAUGUUCCUGCAGGUUUGUUUCCCAUUUUUGUCUUGAUGCUUCUGGGCCUGCUAGGAGUCUACAGUGUCCGAGCUACAUCGUGGACACUGCCCAGACACAGAAGGUCAGUCCUGCAGCCUGGGAACUGAGACUGGGGGUCUUUCAUGUUUUCUGGGACAGGCCUGUAGGUGUAUGUUACUGCCACGUCAGCACAUUUCCUUCCUAGAAAUCAGAUCUGGCCCCUGGUAUUUAAAGUCUGAGAAGUCUAAAAAUGUACAGAAAUUCAGCAUUGCUCCAUCCCUGGUGUCUGCAUGUGACUUACCUCAAGUGAGGCUGGUCCUGCACUCACAAGGGAUCAGCUCUGACAGUACCCGUAAGCAGACAGAGGGAGACGGGUCUGCUCCCUUGUCCUCUCCCAAGGCUUUUUCUAAACACUGAGGGACCACAGGCUCUGCCUGACAUCCUGCUCACUGCUUUUGUAUGUGCUGAGUGCCCGCUGGCACUUCAUCUGUCCUGGCAGGUGUUCACCAGCACCACGACAACUCUGCUUGUAUAGCAUUGAUGCAACUCAUUAAAAUUAAAUCAAAA
This is a messenger RNA of Phalacrocorax carbo (great cormorant), 4091 nucleotides long. The record is from RefSeq and is a predicted model, not a curated record. Lineage: Eukaryota; Metazoa; Chordata; Aves; Suliformes; Phalacrocoracidae.